AACGUGCCGGGGUGCCCGUAGGCUGAGGAGAGGCACCAGGCAACCGAAACGCGCCUUUGCCGGAGGGCGGGAGGGCAGGAGGGCGGGAAGCGAAGCAGUUUCGGGAAGCCGCGUCCCCCUCCCCUCUCCGCCGCCGCCCCCCGCCCGAGCCCGGACAGCGGCGGGGGCGGCCUCGGGGAGCCGGCCCGGGGGAGGAGCGGAGCGGAGCGGAGCCACACGGCGCGCCCGCUCCGCCAGCCCGGCCGGCUCUGCGGGGAGGCGGCUGCCCGAGCGGGGCCGCCCCCGCGCCUCUCCCGCCGCCCGCGCCGCCUGGACCACUGGGAAGAUGGAUGGACACGUCCUGGGAUGGAUCGUCCUCCUGUGGAUCGCAGCUGAGGUGGAAGGGUUGCAGGUCACUGUGCCUGAGAAGAAGAAGGUGGCCAUGCUAUUUCAGCCUGCUCUGCUUCGCUGCCAUUUCUCUACUUCUUCCACCCAACCAGCUGUGGUGCAGUGGAGGUACAAAUCCUACUGCCAGGACCGGAUGGGAGAAGCUCUGGGUAUGGUGACUUCUGGUUUGCAAACAAUGAGCAAGAGGAACCUGGACUGGGAUCCCUACCUGGACUGUGUGGACAGCAGGAGGACAGUCCGUGUCGUGGCCUCCAAGCAGGGAUCUGCCAUCACCAUAGGAGACUUCUAUAAGGAAAGAGACGUCAGCAUUGUCCAUGAUGCAGACUUGCAAAUUGGGAAGUUGAUGUGGGGAGACAGUGGCCUCUAUUACUGCCUUAUUAUCACACCAGAUGAUGUGGAGGGCAAGAAUGAAGAAUCAGUGGAGCUGCUUGUGCUUGGCAGGACAGGGCUGCUUGCAGAUCUCUUGCCCAGUUUUGCUGUGGAGAUUAUGCCAGAGUGGGUCUUUGUGGGCCUGGUGAUCCUGGGGGCGUUCCUGUUCUUCCUCCUGGUGGGGAUCUGUUGGUGCCAGUGCUGCCCACACAGCUGCUGCUGUUACGUCCGCUGUCCCUGCUGUCCUGAGUCCUGCUGCUGUCCCCGGGCGCUGUAUAUAGCAGGCAAAGCAGCAAAAGCUGGGUACCCUCCUGCAGUCUCUGCCAUGCCAGGUCCAUACUACAUCCCCAGUGUUCCUGUAGCUGGUGUCCCAUCUCCUGCUGUGCUGAUGGAUAAGUCACACCCCCCUCCCUUAGCCCCAAGUGAAGCCAGUGGAGGAAGCCAAAAUGCAGUGCGCAAAGGGUACAGGAUUCAGGCUGACAAGGACAGAGACUCCAUGAAGGUGCUGUACUAUGUCGAGAAAGAACUGGCUCAGUUUGACCCGGCUAGGAGGAUGCGAGAACGAUAUAACAACACCGUGUCUGAGCUGAGCUCGCUGCACGAGGAGGACCUGAACUUCCGCCAGCCCUACCGGCAGGCGCGGAGGAAACCUCUGCCCCCCGCGGGGGACAUGGACGGCGACGCCGAGUACUGGGCAGGGGUGGUGGGCGGCGGCAGCACCUCCAGGUCACAGGCUGUGUCUGACUACAGGGACGAGCGGGACAGCUACUGGCACAGCCAGCAGAGAUCCAAGUCGGAGAUGCUGUCCCGUAAGAGUUUCUCCGUGGGAGUGCCGGCCGUGUCCAUGGACGAGCUGGCGGCCUUUGCCGAGUCCUACAGCCAGCGGCCGCGGCGGGCGGACAGCCAGGAGAUGCGGCGCUUCGAGCGCUCCGAGUCGCACGGCGGGCGCGGCGGGGGGCUGCCCCACCAGGACAGCUCCAUGGAGGAAUACUACACCAAGCGCUGCAGGGGCAAUCGGGAGCCGCUGACGGACUCGGAUCGGGGCUGGUCCUACAGCCCGCCCCGGAGACGGGCCCACGAGGAGAAGCACCUUCCCAGGCUGGUGAGCCGGACGCCCGGAGGGAGCCAGAAAUACGAUCACUCCUACCUCAGCAGCGUCCUGGAGAGGAAAUCCCGGAGCUAUGACGAGAGUGGUGACCAUUGUGCCACCCCCUCGAAGCUGAGCUCGCAGCCCAGCCAGAGAGGAGGGAGCACAUACUAUGCCUGGUCACCGCCCUCCACCUACAAAGCCGAGAAGUCGCAGCCGCCGCCGCAGCAGUCGUCGUCCCCCGAGCAGGACGAGGAGGAGGAGGACAGCCUGCCCCCCUACAGCGAGAGGGAGCUGAGCCGAGGCCCUUCCUACAGGGCCAGGGAACAGGCCUACCUCAAUGCCUCUGACAAGAAGAGGAAAAAGGACCCCAAGAAAACAAAUGAUUUCCCAACAAGGAUGUCCCUUGUGGUUUGAAGUUGUUGUGGACCUGUCAUGUUGAUGGGCUGGAUAUCAUGAGGUGACUGCAGUGGAGAAGAUGCAGAGCAACAAGCAAGACAUGCCUCUGUGAACCUUUGCAGCCAUCAGCCAUGGACUGUUUCAAUUUUUUGUUUCAUCCAGGGGAGCUGAGGCUUUUGUAAGAGACAGACUCCCAUGGACAGCACUCGACCUCAGAGGCUCUGGGAGUCUGCCAGGAAAAUGAGGCUAGGGCUCUCUUUGGCACCCUGUUUUCCAGUGCCCUCCAUUCUGCUCUGGAUGGCAGCCACGUCCCUACUGCCUCUGCAGUCCUCCCUGCAGCCCUGAACUCCAAGUGAGGCUGCCUUUGUGCCUCUUGCCCUGUCCCAUGUGCAGAGGGAGGCAUGUGUACCUCCUUGCUCUCUCUGUCUCCUCAGUUCUCUGUUUGGAUCAAAAUUGUCUCCAUACUUAAAGCCUUUUCUGUAUCACCCCUGUGCUGGGAGGAGGCCUCGUUCUUACAACUGCAGACUGCCUCCAGCUGAUCAGGCCCUAAAUCACGAAAGAAAAUCCACAUCCUUUCAGACACUGUAAGAAAAUGACUGAUGAGAUGUUACCUUGAUAAGGGCUGAAUGGGGAAAGAGACAAUUAUGGGCUGGUUUGUUCAAUAUAUUUAGUUCUGUUCGUUGUGUGAUGAGAGUUGCAGGUGAGAUUGAUGUAUUGCUCUGAAAGUGGGUCAAAGUAGCUUUUAUUGUGAUGAGAGCAUGAUUUGUUUCCCCCCUGCCCCCCACUGUGUUCUGUUUUGAUGCUGUUGCAUUUCCUUGCAGCUCAGCUGUGAGCCUGUAGAGCUUCAAGCUGGAAUACCUACUCCACUGUUUUAAAAGCAGUGCUCUAGCCUUCCUAGUGCUCUGCUUCCAGCACCACCAGACACUUCUGCCACUCUAGUGAGUGGCCUUUUUGUUCCAAGGAUGCAAAAAGGAGACAGUCUCAAUGAGAAGGCAGCUGCAGACCUUCAUCCUGUGCCACUGGUAUCACUCCUUUCUGGGAACAGUUUCCCAGAAGAAACUACUACUGAAGAGACCAAUAACAACAGUGGGAAAAGAACAAGCACUGUGGAUGGAUACAAGCUUUGAAAGUCACCCUUUUCACUUAAAACCAUUCCAUUCACUUUGGAUGGGAUGUGGUUUUAGUGGCUGUUGUCUCAGGAAUAGCUUUAUUUAGAAGUGAGUGCUUCACACCAUUUGGAAGCCUGACAUUCUGGUUUUCAUAGGGUAUUAUGCAGUCAUUUAUUUAGCUGCUAAAAUCAUCAUGUGAGGGAAGAUGAUGGGAACAUUUUAAGGUCCAGUAUCUUGAUCCCUAUUACACCUAGAAACAACUUAGUGCCCUGUUGUGUUAUGGACAUUAUCAGCCUCUGAAAUGACAUCUUUGUUGUUCCUCUGGGAAUUUGGGAAGCUAGCUGGCCUCAGAUGCUCAUACUGGCAGUACUGUUUGGAACACAAUGGAUAUUAACAUCACUGCAGUUCUCCAUAAAAAUGAUAGAUUAAUUUCUGUGUUACUCUUCUGCCAGAUAGUUUACUCACCAGGAAUGGUCAGGGGAGAGGAAGAAUAAUCUCCAUAGAUUUGAUGACAGUUUUCAUGUGAGAAGGUGAGUUGAUGAAAGGAUGAUGUUCUUUUCCCACACUCCUCUAGUGAUGACUGUAGUUUUGGAAAUCCCAGUCCUGGGUCUUCCUGGCCAGAGAGAGAUUAGCCAGCAGGAAAAUACAGUUGUGGAAUUGUAGAAUUGUUUGUGCAGGAGCUAGCCUUUCAAGAUUUCAAGAUUUAAAGUUUCAAUCCUCUGCCAUGGGAAGGGACAUCUUCCACAUAUGAGGUUGCUCAAAGCCCUGUCCAACUGGACCUUCAACACUUCCAGGGAUGGGACAUUUACAGCUUCUCUGGGCAACCUGUUCCAGUGUCUCAUCACCCUCAGAGUAAAGAAUUUCUUCCUUGUAUCUAAUCUAAAAUUACCCUCUUUUACUCGAAAAUCAGUGCCCUGGUAAAAAGUCAAUCUACAUCUUUCUUGUAGUCCCUUUAGGCAUGGAAAGGCUCUAUGGUCUCCUCAGAGCCUCCUCUUCUCCAGGCUUAACAGCCUCAGUUCUCCCAGCCUGUCUUUAUAGAAGUAUUCCAGCCUCUUUGACCAUUUUUGUCUCCCUCCUCUGGACCUGCUCUAACAGCUCCAUGUCUUUGUGUGGGUGGCCCCAGAGCUGAACACAGUACUCUGUGUGGGGUCUCAAGAGAAUGGAGUAGAGGGAAAUUCCACUCCUUGGCCUGCUGGUCACUCACCUGAUGCAGCCCAGGAUAUGGUUGGCUUUCUGGGCUGCGAGAGCUCGUGGCUGGCUCAAGUCCCAUCUUCAUCCACCACUAUAAAGUCAUAGAAUUGUAGAAUGGUUUGGAAGAGACCUUAAAGAUCAUCUAGUUCCCCAAGUCCUUCUCAGGGCUGCCAGUCCAUUCUUCCCCCAGCGUGUACCAGUACCAGGGGUUGCCUUGACUCAGGUACAGCCCCCCACACUUGGCUGUGUUGAACUUCAUGAGGUUCUCGUGAGCCUGCUCCUCAAGCCUGUCCCAGGGUCACUCUGGAUGGCAUCCCUGGCAUCAUUCAGCUUGCUGCCACACACAGACUGCUGAGAGGGCACUCAGUCUGUGCCAUUAAUGAAGGCUGAACAGUGUCAGCCUCGGUGCAGACCCUUGAGGGACUCCACUUGUAACUGAUGUCCUUUUGGACACUGAGCCAUUGACUGAUGCUCUGGAUGUGGCCAUCCAGCCAAUUCCCUGUGCAUCCAUCAAACCCAUCUCUCUCCAGUUUAGAAAUUAAAUUUUGUGUGGGACUUUGUCAAAGGCCAGAAGUCAAGGUGCAUGAUAUCAGAUGGAUUUUCCUUAUCCAUCAGUGCAGUCACCCUGUCAUAGAAGGUCUCCAAGUAAGCAGGUGUGAUUUGUCCUUGGUGAAGCCGUGCCAGAUGUCUUAAAUCACUUCUCUCCCAUCCAUAUGCCUUGAGAUGGCUUCCAGGAGGAUCUUUCAGGGCACAGAGGUGAGGCUGAUUGGUCAGGAGUUCCCAGGGCCCUGUUCUUCUAUCCUUUUAAAACAGGUCUGAUGUUUCCCUUUAACAGUCACUGGGGACCUGACUGCCUGAGUGUCAUGACUUUUCAAACAGGGAGAGCAACUUAGCAACUGCAUUUACCAUCUAUCUGUAUUAUGGCUGGAGAGACUUAACAUUUUACGUAUUUUCAUCUUUUUUUUUUUUUUUUACCAUUAAUUGUGUGUUCUUAGGAAAAUCACAGCACAGUUAGCAAGAGGUGGGCAGGUGUUUGCCAUCUGAGGUCUCUCAGGCCUUGGGAAGUCUACAGAGCUACACUGCAUGCUGGUUUAAAUCAAACAUUUCAUUCCUGAUAUAUGAGGAUUCUAGUAAGUUGAUGUUUUGUUAGCCUGAAAACCUUGCAACCCCUGUGCCAUGAAUUUCAAGGCAGCUUAGCCUGCUGUAGUUUCCAUCAGACCCAGGAAACAGUGGACACAGAAAUUUGAAAGUACAUCUGACUGUCCCAGAAAGGGGCCAAACCAGUGGUUUUACAGUCUCUGAAUACCUCUGUAUUUUAAAUCAUACUGAAAGCCUGAGCAUUACAAUCUUCUCAUUUCAGUUAUGUUCUGUCCCUUAUCUUAGUCAGUGUAGUUUAUCUGAUCAAGCCCUCAGGAAUGAGCUGUGCGUAUUAAAAAUACAAGUCUUCAUUUAUUUGAGUCAGUUUUGUUUGUUCAGUGCUGGUACUUUAGGGCAUCUGUACACUGUGUGUAUGAAGUUGCCAUUUGUGUAUCUAGCUUUUAAAUGAGUAGUUGCAAGCUAGUUCUUUUAAGAAAACUGUUUUAAUUGUGCAAACAACUGUUUGUGAGAAUUUAGAAACAUCUCUUGAAUCCAAGUACCUGGAAAAGUACUGAAGAUUUUAUGACUAGUGAUUCUCUGAGUUUUACCAGAUGAUAAAAGUUUCAGCUGCAGAAAAAAAAGAGGAGGUCUUAAUUCCCUGAAGUCAGAUCUGAGCAGCAGUAACCUUGCCCUACAAUUUUGGAUUUUGUAUCUCUGUACAAAUCUGCAGGAAUUUUCAGUUACUGAUCAUGUCUGUCCUCAGGCCACCUUUAUUUUUCCCAUUAGAAAUGUGUCUGCAGCAGCAGCAAAUGGACCAAAUCAAGAAGUGAAGGGUGACCUGGAGUAUCUGCACAGCUACACAACCCUAAUGACCUGUGACUCCUGCAGCAGGGGAGCAGGGGGCCAGAGACUGACAGACAGCUCAUGUUUCAGGAGAGGAGUAAUGGUUUGUGUCUGUGCCAUCUUUCAGAACACCUGCAGAAUGCUGGCACUGGGAAAUAAUGAGCCUGGUUAAUAUGGGGUCUUAAAUUAUAAGUUUUCCAGUGAUGAAUUUUUAUUGCUGGCAUAAAAUUAAAAUCCUUUUCUUACUGGA
Onychostruthus taczanowskii (white-rumped snowfinch) is the source of this 6712-nucleotide messenger RNA. RefSeq names its product immunoglobulin like domain containing receptor 2 (gene ILDR2). The record is from RefSeq and is a predicted model, not a curated record. Gene Ontology annotation, cellular component: membrane. Gene Ontology annotation, biological process: pancreas development. NCBI's taxonomy places the organism in Eukaryota, Metazoa, Chordata, Aves, Passeriformes, Passeridae. The transcript is spliced from 10 exons. The coding region runs from base 326 to 2260 and encodes 644 amino acids.